Lingula anatina is the source of this 1420-nucleotide messenger RNA. Its product is annotated as tubulinyl-Tyr carboxypeptidase 2. NCBI's taxonomy places the organism in Eukaryota, Metazoa, Brachiopoda, Lingulata, Lingulida, Lingulidae. Gene Ontology annotation, biological process: regulation of angiogenesis. The record is from RefSeq and is a predicted model, not a curated record. Gene Ontology annotation, cellular component: cytoplasm.
AGAAUUGAAAUCGAGGCUGGCAAGGAGCAACGAUGUAAACAAUCUUGGUGAUUCGUAUAAUGACCGAAAAGAUUUGGAUUUCCACAUUGGUAAAUGAAUUCAUUUUAAAGGAUUAUGGCUUGACAACCAUAAGAAAGCUUCAAGCACACACUGGUGAGAUAUUGACACCUCGUCAAUGAGGUACUCUGUUUAACUACCAUGUCAACGGAACCAUAUGAGGAGUUAUCCAGUUUUGGUUCUUUGGUCCGUGUCUCCAACUCUACGGCCCCGACCAGCGUUCCUCCUACGCCAACACCUACAAGCCCACGAAAAACAGCAUCAUCAUCAAAGUCCCCAACUCGGCCUAACCCUACAAAAAAGAAGGAAGCAUUAAGAUCAUCUUUGGAAAAGCAAAAAGAUGAUGAUAGUGUGAAGGAAGAAGGAGUCUUUUUCUGGGUGAACAAAAGUGGUUUUCCUAUUGAUGACAUUACGUGGAAAAGGAUGUGGGAUCACGUCGCUAAGAUCCACCCAGAUGGUUACAGUGUGGUAAAUAAGAUCAGAGACAAUGCAGAUUUAGAUGAGGUUCCUGUGCCCCAGCCUCCAUUGAAUCUUCCAAAUUCUAUGUCUUGUCAGGAUAAACUCAAUGCAGUGCAAAACUAUAUGAGAGAAUUACAAUAUAACCAUACUGGGACACAAUUUUUUGAAAUACGAAAGAAUCGACCAAUCUCAGGACUCAUGGAAAGUGCAAGAGAAAUGAUAAGAGAAUCAUUGCCAAUAAAGUGUCUGGAAGCUGUAAUUUUGGGAAUCCAUCUCACCAAUGGAAUGCCAGGAUUAGAGCGUUUUCCUCUUAGUUUCAAGACCAGUUUCUCAGGAACAGUACACAGACAUGUGGUGCUUGGAGUAUGCCAAAAUGGCAAAUAUGGAACGAUUGGUAUGAGCAGGAGGGAGGAGCUCAUGUAUAAACCUCUGAAAUUCAAAUCUUUAUCUGGAUUAGUUUUUGAUUAUGAAGAUUCUUAUAAUAAAUAUCUGCAUGAAGUGAAGAAAGUAAAACUUGGAUUGCCAGUACCACAUGAUUCUCACAGUUAUGAACAGAUAAGCUGGAAGUACUUAAGUUUGAACUGCCAACAACUGAGUAGAACAGAAAUGAACAAAGAGUUGGAGAAGCAUGCUAGAGAAGUGAGAAGCAUGAUGAAGAGUGCAACUGGCCCCCUGUAUACUGGAAAGAAAACAGCUGGUCACGGUUCCAACAGCACCAAUAGUGCAACGAUGAACAGCAAUGCAACAUCACAGAAGAAAGAGGAAUCAUCAGUCAAAGACAAGAUAAUUGUCCAUGACAAGGAAAAAAUGGACGAUGGAUAUGAGGAUCCCUGCAAUGCAAGUGAAAGCAAGAAACUGGACCCAGCUUAUCAAAUCCGCAUAUAGUCCAUAAGAAGUCUGCAGA